Messenger RNA from Rosa chinensis, 3726 nucleotides. RefSeq lists its product as uncharacterized. Bases 1 to 3726 code for a protein of 1241 amino acids. The record is from RefSeq and is a predicted model, not a curated record. Lineage: Eukaryota; Viridiplantae; Streptophyta; Magnoliopsida; Rosales; Rosaceae. Gene Ontology annotation, molecular function: nucleic acid binding; RNA-DNA hybrid ribonuclease activity. The transcript has a single exon.
AUGAGGACUGAUAGUCUUGAACCAGGACUGAAAAUUCAAUCUAUUAGGGACAAUCGGACAACGUGCAGCAAGGGAAAACCAAUCUUGCCAAAUUCAAUAUGUGCAUUCCCAUUAUGGUCCAACCGUAGAGGGAUUUUUUAUACAUGGACCAACCGUAGAACUGAAGUACGUUUGGAUAGAGCCUUCGCCAACGAGAAUUGGUUUGAUGCAUGGGCAAACUUUGAAUGUCGCACCAUUACUCGUGUUAGUUCUGAUCACUACCCCAUUAUGGUCACCUGCAGAAGGACUCAACAGUCAUAUAGGGCUCCCUUCAGAUUUCAGAGCAUGUGGCUAAAGCAAAAAGAUUUCAGGCCUCUUGUGCAUGAUUUUUGGACAAGUCUAUCGUAUUACGGAUGUCCUAUGUUUGUUCUUUCAUCUAAACUACGAGCCCUCAAAUUUAUGUUGAAACAUUGGAACAAAUCAAUAUUUGGAGAUGUCCACAGCAAUAUGUUAAAUGCAAAAACAGCUCUUGACAGGGUUCAAAGUGAAAUUGAUAUGUUGGGACCCUCUAUUGAGCUCUUCAAGCAAGAGGAUGAGGCCAAUGUUGCUUAUCAAACUGCGUUAUCAAUGCAAGAGACUUUUCUUAGAAGCAAAUCAAGGGUUCGUUGGUUGGCUGAGGGAGAUAGAAAUACUUCUUUUUUGCAUAAACUGGUGAAAGUACAGCGAAUUCGUAACUCAAUGGCAUCUCUUAGAGAGGGUACACAGGUCCUUAAUACUCAUGACCGGAUUGCCACGCAUGUAGUAAAUCAUUUCAAUUCUCUGUUUACUCGAGAUGACGAUCUUAUUGACACUGGUCUGGUUGAGCGAGUUAUACCUGCAUUGGUGACAGAGGAGGAAAAUUUAGCUCUUGCUUUGAUUCCCUCUACAGACGAAAUCCGAUGUGCAGUUAUGAGCUUGGAUGGAUUUAGUGCUCCAGGCCCCGAUGGCUUUAGCGGUGAUUUUUUCCAAGCCUGUUGGGAAACAGUGGCUACUGAUGUCGUUGCAGCAGUUUGCAGCUUCUUUGAGAAUAAGUUUAUUCUUCCCAAUUUUAAUUCAAGCACGAUUAUUCUCAUUCCAAAAAAGGAAGAGGCAGAGGUAGUUUCAGAUUACAGACCAAUAGCUCUAGCCAACUUUGUUUUCAAAGUGAUUACUAAAAUACUUGCAGACAGGCUUGGGCAGAUAGCUUCAAGAAUAAUCUCUCCAAAUCAAAGCGGCUUUGUUAAAGGCCGAAAUAUUGUUGAUCCAAUAACCCUCACUUCAGAGUGCGUUAAUCUAUUGGAUAGAGAGAGUCGUUGGGGUAAUAUUGCUAUUAAAUUUGAUAUAUCCAAGGCGUUUGAUACUUUGGAUUGGGGAUUCUUGUUACGAGUUCUUAAAGCUUUUGGCUUCAGCUCAGUGUUUAUUGACUGGAUUCAUGCAAUACUCAAGUCUGCAAGGCUAUCUGUACAGGUGAACGGGCAAGCUUGCGGUUUUUUUGAAUGCUCGCGUGGUGUUCGACAAGGUGACCCUUUAUCACCGUUAUUAUUCUGCCUAGCUGAAGAAGUGCUUAGUAGGGGUUUGAGCCGUCUUGUUUCAAAGAAGAAGUUCUCUUGCAUUACAGCUCCCAAAAAGUUGUCACCUCCAUCUCAUGUUCUAUUUGCUGAUGACAUAAUGGUGUUUAUGCAGAGUACAUCUCGAGGUAUGAAGGCUCUAAUGAAUUUUAUGAGUGAAUAUGCUUGCAAUUCAGGGCAGGUAGUGAAUAAGCAAAAGUCCUCCAUUUUUCUGGGGAAAUAUGCAAUUCGAAGAAGAAAUUUUAUCAAACGUACUUUGGGCAUCAGUGAAAGCUCUUUUCCUUUCAAUUACUUGGGUGUGCCAAUUUUUCAAGGAUGCCCAAAACCAUGCUAUUUUCAGGCCCUAGCGGACAAGGUACGUUGCAAACUGUCUUCUUGGAAAGGUUUACAAUUGUCUCAAGCUUCUAGACUUCAAUUAAUUAAUUCUGUUGUGCAAAGUCUUCUCACUUAUAGUUUUCAAGUCUAUGAAUGGCCUACCUCUCUGCUAAAGAAGGUUCAAGCUUGGACUAGGAAUUUUUUCUGGUCUGGAGACCCCUUGAAGAGGGGUAGUCCGUUGAUUGCCUGGAAGCUUUGUUGUAUGCCUACUGACAUCGGAGGAUUGGGGUUGAAGAACUUAUUUACUCUUAAUAAAUCUCUUUUGUUCAAACGAUGUUGGGACAUCGUUCAAGCCUCUUCCACAUCUGCAAAUUUCCUCCGAACUAGAUUUUUCAACUCUUCAUUUCAAGUCAAAAAGUGUUAUCAGCGAUCUUCAGUGUGGCUUGGUUUGAAGAAGCUUUGGAGAUCUUUUUAUUCUGGUGUGCAGUGGGUUGUGGGUAAUGGCAAGAGUGUUCUCUUCUGGUCUGAUAAUUGGCUUGGCUCCCCUAUUGCAGAAACCCUGACUAUAAAUAAUGAAGUGGUAGACUUUUUUCAUGAAAAGGUGAGUGAUUAUAUUGUUGACCAGACUUGGUCUUUACCCUCUCAAAUGCAAGUUUUGUUUCCAGAUGUUGCCACGCAGGUUCUGCAAACCCAUCUGCCAACUUUUGAAGCAGAUGAUACUACUGUUUGGGCACAGGCUUCUUCCGGGUUGUUAACGGUCAAGGAGGCUUAUUCAUAUCUCUCUUCUUUUCCUCCUAGUUUGGAUUGGUGUAAGCUGAUUUGGCACAAGGCCAUUCAACCUCGCAAGAGCAUAAUUACAUGGAAGGUGAUGCAUGGGAAACUCCUUUCAGAUUUUGGAUUGCAACGUAGAGGGUAUUCCCUAUGUUCUAGGUGUGAAUUUUGUCAUAAUGAUACAGAGACCAUUGCGCAUAUCUUCCUCAAUUGCAGAUUGGUCAAUGAGUUUUGGGUAUGGGUUUUACAUUUGUUUCGGAUCAAUAUUCAAGCUCCAACAUCGAUCAAUGCAUUAUUAUCUGCAACUUUAACUGUGAGGUUAACUCCAGCAGUUCGAAAGCUAUGGAUAUUUGCCUUCUGCAAUGCAAUAUGGUGUUUAUGGACAAAAAGAAACAAGUUAAGGUAUGAUGGUGGUUCUUUUCAGCUAAACAUUUUCAAGCAUUUCUUUUUACUCUCUCUAAAAGAGUCUGCUUCCCUCUAUUUCUCCCACUUUACAACCUCAGCAGGAGCGCUGCCAGUUUUUAAUUUACUUGGUCUUUCACCUUUGAGGUUAAAAGCUCCAAGGUUUAUCCAAGUUUACUGGCAUCCUCCUUUAGGGGAUUGGUUAAAAGUUAAUACUGACGGUUCUUUCAAGGGACCUCAAGCAGCAGGCUUUGGUGGAGUAUUUAGGGAUUCAGAGGGCUUGUUCAGGGGUGCUUUUGCACAUAGAGUUAUUGUUUCCAGUGCAAUUGAGGCAGAACUUUCGGCGGUUAUGGAAGCUAUAAGGGUGGCCUCAGAAAGGGGCUGGCAGAAACUUUGGCUGGAAACAGACUCUGUUCUAGUAGUCAACUACUUCAAGGCACCUCAGUUGGUUCCUUGGAAGCUAAGAGUGGCAUGGGCUAAUUGUGUGAAAUGUGGGCAACUCAUGCAAUUUAAAGUAAGUCACAUCUACAGGGAAGGAAAUGCAUUGGCUGACAAAUUGGCUGACUUUGGAGCUACCAAUAUGGGUUCUAUUUGGUACAUUAAAGUCCCUUCUUUUGUUACAGGCCUCUAUGGACGAGAUUUGACAUCAGGCACUAACUACCGUUUUAGGUAG